AUGUCCUCGAAUUACGAUGUUGGCACAAGAGCGUGGCAGCCCGAUGCCACGGAGGGCUGGGUUGCUUCCGAGGUCACAAAGAAACAGGUCGAUGGCGACAAGGUGGUUUUGACCUUUCAGCUGGAAAAUGGCGAGGUUAAAGAGGUGAAGCUCACGCUGGCGGCCCUCGAAAGCGGUAAUGACGAAUCGCUGCCUCCUUUGAUGAAUCCGACCAUGCUCGAGGCCAGCGAUGACUUGACCAACCUCUCUCAUCUGAACGAGCCGGCAGUCCUCCAAGCUAUCCGGCUUCGCUACGUCCAGAAAGAGAUCUACACAUACUCCGGCAUCGUGCUAAUAGCUACCAACCCCUUCGCCCGUGUCGACUCUCUCUAUGUCCCCGGCAUGGUCCAGGUAUACGCUGGGAAACAAAGGGCAACACAGGCACCGCAUCUCUUCGCGAUUGCCGAGGAGGCCUUUGCAGACAUGAUCCGGGACAGCAAGAACCAGACCAUUGUGGUGUCUGGAGAAUCCGGUGCGGGAAAGACCGUCAGUGCUAAGUACAUCAUGAGGUAUUUCGCAACCCGUGAAUCACCAGACAACCCCGGCGCCAAGUCCAAGAAGGGCGCCGAGGCCAUGAGCGAGACAGAAGAGCAGAUCCUGGCCACCAACCCUAUCAUGGAGGCAUUCGGUAACGCCAAGACGACCCGAAACGACAACUCGUCCCGGUUUGGAAAGUAUAUCGAGAUCAUGUUCGACACGGAGACCAACAUCAUUGGCGCAAAGAUCAGGACAUACCUGCUGGAGCGGUCAAGAUUGGUCUUCCAACCCCUGAAGGAGCGGAAUUACCACAUUUUCUACCAGAUGCUUGCGGGCAUGCCCGAGGCACAGAAGUCCGAGCUUGGCCUUCUGCCGGUGGAGCAAUUCGAGUACCUCAACCAGGGCAAUGCGCCGACCAUUGACGGCGUCGACGACAAGGCCGAGUUCAAGGCGACCAUGGAUUCCCUGACGACGGUCGGCGUGAACGACGCGACCCAGACCGAGAUCCUGAAGAUGCUGGCUGGUCUUUUGCAUCUAGGCAACGUCAAGAUCGGUGCCUCGCGCAACGACAGUGUGCUGGCUCCUUCUGAACCCUCUCUGGAGAGGGCUUGCGCCAUCCUCGGAAUCGACGCGACCGAAUUUGCCAAGUGGAUUGUCAAGAAGCAACUGAUCACUAGGGGUGAGAAGAUUAUUUCCAACCUUUCCCAGGCCCAGGCUAUUGUCGUCCGGGAUUCCGUCGCCAAAUAUAUCUACUCUAGCUUGUUCGACUGGCUGGUCGAGAUCAUCAACCGCAGUCUCGCUACCGACGAGGUGCUGAGCCAGGUCAAGUCUUUUAUCGGUGUGCUCGAUAUUUACGGUUUUGAACAUUUCGCCAAGAACUCGUUCGAGCAGUUCUGUAUCAACUACGCCAAUGAGAAGCUGCAGCAAGAGUUCAACCAGCACGUGUUCAAGCUGGAGCAGGAGGAGUACCUCCGGGAAAAGAUCGACUGGACUUUCAUCGACUUCUCAGACAACCAACCCUGCAUUGACCUCAUCGAGGGCAAGAUGGGUAUCCUGACGCUGCUUGACGAGGAGUCCAGGCUCCCCAUGGGCUCGGACGAUCAAUUCGUCACGAAGCUGCACAGCAACUUUGCCACGGGCGACAAGAGCAAAUUCUUCAAGAAGCCUCGCUUUGGCAAGUCCGCCUUUACCGUGUGCCAUUAUGCUGUCGACGUGACGUACGAGUCGGAAGGUUUCAUAGAAAAGAACCGUGACACUGUACCGGAUGAGCAUAUGGCCGUCCUCAGAGCAAGCAAGAACAGCUUCUUGGUAUCGGUGCUUGAUGCUGCCGCGUCAGUCCGCGAGAAGGAUGUUGCGUCAGCGACUUCGAGCUCUGUCAAGCCUGCUGCAGGUCGGAAGAUUGGCGUGGCUGUUAAUCGCAAGCCUACCCUCGGUGGCAUCUUCCGGUCUUCGCUGAUCGAGCUGAUGAGCACCAUCAACAACACAGAUGUGCACUACAUCAGGUGUAUCAAGCCUAACGAGGCCAAGGAGGCGUGGAAGUUUGAGGGCCCCAUGGUUCUGAGCCAGCUUCGAGCUUGUGGUGUCUUGGAGACUGUCAGGAUCAGCUGUGCUGGUUAUCCUACGAGGUGGACAUACGAGGAGUUUGCACUGCGGUACUACAUGCUGGUACCGUCCAAGCAGUGGACGUCGGAGAUCCGACAGAUGGCCAGUGCCAUCUUGGCCAAGGCUCUCGGCGAGAGCACGGGAGGAGGCCAAGACAAGUACCAGCUCGGUCUGACCAAGAUCUUCUUCCGCGCUGGCAUGCUCGCCUUCCUUGAGAACCUCCGCACAACCAGACUCAACGACUGUGCGAUCAUGAUCCAGAAGAACCUGAGGGCCAAAUACUAUCGGCGCAGGUAUCUCGACGCCCGCGAGGCCAUUGUUCGCGUCCAGGCCGCUGCCAGAGCUUAUGCAGCUAGGAGGCAAGCUCAGGAGCUGCGGACCACCAAGGCCGCCACCACCAUCCAGCGUGUGUGGCGUGGCCAAAAGGAGAGGAAGAAGUUCCUCCGCAUCCGGGCCGACCUCGUCCUUGCGCAGGCCGCCAUCAAGGGUUACCUGCGCAGAAAGGAGAUCAUGGAGACGCGUGUUGGCAAUGCGGUAGUGCUCAUCCAGCGCGUGUGGCGCUCGAGAAGAUCUCUCCGGUCCUGGAGACAAUAUCGCAGGAAGGUCAUCCUCAUCCAGUCCUUGUGGCGCGGUCGGGUGGCACGCAAGGAGUACAAGACGCUGCGUACCGAGGCUCGCGAUCUCAAGCAGAUCUCGUACAAGCUCGAGAACAAGGUCGUCGAGCUUACCCAGUCUCUCGGUACUAUGAAGACCCAGAACAAGGAGCUCAAGAGCCAGGUCGAGAACUACCAGGGUCAGAUCAAGUCAUGGCAGGCCCGGCACAACGCACUGGAGGCCAGGACCAAGGAUCUCCAGGCCGAGGCCAACCAGGCUGGUAUCUCGGCGGCACGCCUUCAGGUCCUCGAGGAGGAGAUGAAGGACCUGCAGGCACGCUUCGAGGAGUCCGCCGCCAACGUCAAGCGGAUGCAGGACGAGGAGAAGCAGCUGCGGGAAACCCUGCGGGCUUCGAGCACCGAGCUCGAGGUCCUGAAGACAGAGUCUACCCGUCACGAGAACGAGAAAAACAACCUGCGCCAGCAGUUGGUCGAGCUCCAGGACGCCCUCGAGCUGGCCAGGCGCCAGGCACCCAUCAACGGCGAGAUCAACGGCAACGGUAUCCAGCCAGUGGCCAACGGCCUUAUCAACCUUGUCUCAUCCAAGAAGCCUUCAAAGAGGCGCAGCGCUGGAGCCGAGAUCCGGGAGGUCGACCGCUUCAGCGGUGCCUACAACCCUCGUCCUGUCUCGAUGGCUGUCACUGGUCGCCAGGCCGUCAUGUCCGGCUCUACCCUGCAGGGCAUUGAUAGCAUCGAGAUGGAGCUCGAGGCCCUGCUGGCAGACGAAGAGGGCCUGAACGAGGAGGUCACCAUGGGCCUGAUCCGCAACCUGAAGAUUCCUUCUCCCAACACGAACCCGCCGCCCUCCGACAAGGAGGUUCUCUUCCCCUCCUACCUCAUCAACCUUGUCACAUCCGAGAUGUGGAACAACGGCUUCGUCAAGGAGUCAGAGCGCUUCCUCGCCAACGUCAUGCAGUCCAUCCAGCAGGAGGUCAUGGCGCACGACGGCGAAGAGGCUAUCAACCCAGGUGCCUUCUGGCUCUCUAACGUACACGAGAUGCUUUCUUUCGUAUUCCUCGCUGAGGACUGGUACGAGGCACAGAAGACCGACAACUACGAGUACGAUCGGCUGCUGGAGAUUGUCAAGCACGACCUCGAGAGCCUGGAGUUUAACAUCUACCACACGUGGAUGAAGGUGCUCAAGAAGAAGCUCAACAAGAUGAUCAUCCCUGCCAUUAUCGAGUCGCAGUCGCUGCCUGGCUUCGUCACGAAUGAGAAUAACAGAUUCCUCGGCAAGCUCCUGCAGACGAACUCGCAGCCAGCCUACAGCAUGGACAACCUGCUCAGCCUGCUGAACAACGUCUUCCGCGCCAUGAAGGCCUACUACCUGGAGGACUCGAUCAUCACCCAGACCAUCACCGAGCUGCUGCGCCUGGUGGGUGUGACGGCCUUCAAUGACCUGCUCAUGCGCCGCAACUUCCUGUCCUGGAAGCGAGGUCUGCAGAUCAACUACAACAUCACCCGUAUUGAGGAGUGGUGCAAGAGCCACGAUAUGCCCGAGGGCACCUUGCAGCUCGAACACUUGAUGCAAGCUACGAAACUUUUGCAGCUCAAGAAGGCCACCCUCAACGAUAUCGAGAUCAUCCAGGAUAUCUGCUGGAUGCUCUCCCCCAACCAAAUUCAGAAGCUUCUGAACCAAUACCUCGUUGCCGACUACGAGCAGCCGAUCAACGGAGAGAUCAUGAAGGCUGUGGCAUCACGAGUCACUGAGAAGAGCGACGUCUUGCUCCUGCAGGCUGUCGAUAUGGACGACAGCGGCCCAUACGAGAUCGCUGAGCCCCGAGUGAUUACCGCGCUCGAGACCUACACGCCUUCAUGGCUACAAACUCCCCGCCUCAAGCGUCUUGCGGAGAUCGUCUCGGCCCAGGCCAUCGCUCAGCAGGAGAAACUGGAGUAUGGUUCCCAGGACGGGUACGAAAACGGUGCCCUCGAGGAAGUAGACGAGAUGCCCGAACCCAUCGAGGCCAGCGCAUAGAGUGCGCGACCUGGGUUGAGGCUGUCCACCUCCACGUUCCCUCAGCAGUCCCCACGGUCGUUUCUGCUGUCGCCGUUUAAAAAGACUGCCGACGGCAGCGACAUGACCAGGCUUGUGGGGAGUCCCUUGCGCGAUGUGACGAAUGGGAGGCGGAGGGAUGGUGUGAUGAGGUAUCAGCAUCUCCGGAGCGAGAGUCACUGAAACUGAUAAUGCUACUGCUGGUGCUGCUGGUGGUGCUGGUAGAGGGCGGAAUGGGUAAAUGAAGCCAUGUAUGAUUGCCUGUCUUGUACGUGUAUGUGUGUAUGUUGUGGAUGUUGGGGGGGCGGCUGGGCUGGUUUGACUUGACGGGGAGCGUGGACCAUUCACCGUUUCGUCAUUCAUACGCUCAUACAUACGUCCAUACAUCCGUUUGAUCCUCUCUGGAUUUUAUUUGCAUGGCAUAGUGUGGGGGGAGGGAAAGAGAUAGGAAGAGAAAAGGAAAGAGAGCAAGCAAGGAAAAUUCAAAAAGACGAUAUAUGGAUAUGAGGAUUUUCUUUUUGGGAGUUUGACUAAGCGUGCGUUAUUUCGACUGGCAGUUGAUAAGUAAUUAAUUACCC
Cryphonectria parasitica EP155 is the source of this 5342-nucleotide messenger RNA. RefSeq lists its product as uncharacterized. Bases 1 to 4746 code for a protein of 1581 amino acids. The transcript is spliced from 6 exons. The record is from RefSeq and is a predicted model, not a curated record. Gene Ontology annotation, cellular component: actin cytoskeleton; cytoplasm; myosin complex. NCBI's taxonomy places the organism in Eukaryota, Fungi, Ascomycota, Sordariomycetes, Diaporthales, Cryphonectriaceae. Gene Ontology annotation, biological process: actin filament organization; vesicle transport along actin filament. Gene Ontology annotation, molecular function: ATP binding; actin filament binding; microfilament motor activity.